Closterium sp. NIES-67 is the source of this 1532-nucleotide messenger RNA. The record is from the annotation of a GenBank genome assembly. NCBI's taxonomy places the organism in Eukaryota, Viridiplantae, Streptophyta, Zygnematophyceae, Desmidiales, Closteriaceae.
CCAAACCAACGCAACCUUUUGGCAACCUGCUCUCCCUUCGUACUGGAAGCUCUUGUGUGUGGAGUCCUGUUGCGCAGUCCAGUGACCGCACAACCCUAACUUGCCCUAGGGCUUACCCUAACUUCCGCCAGCGUCUGUUAGAUUCUUUUCUUAUUGGGUAAUCGCCAGCAGAGAUAAGAUGUUUGGGUCAGGAAAUCUGCCGGAUGUUCACAUGCUCAUUUCGUCAUGGCUGGAGAAAGGGAAGGGGAAGGAGGAUCAUACAGUCCGAGACGAAGCGUAUGAGGCCUUGGCUGGAGCUUACGCCUUUGUCGGCAUGGUGGCCCUGAUCCAGCUCAUUCGCAUUCAGCGCCGAGUGCCGGAGUACGGCUGGACCACGCAGAAGGUCUUCCACCUCCUCAACUUCGUCGUCAACGCAUUGCGGGCCCGUGGUCUUUCUCUUCAGGGAGAGGGUGGCAGACCUCAGCAGCGAUGGGCCGAAACAUGUGUUCGCGCACAUGCUUCUGGACCUCCCCGGUCUUCUCUUCUUCACCACGUACACUCUGCUUGUGCUCUUCUGGGCCGAGAUCUACCAUCAGGCCCGUGGGCUACCGACGGACAAUCUGCGGCCAUACUUCAUGGUCGCCAAUGUCGGCGUCUACGUGCUGCAGGCUUCCAUAUGGGGCGUCAUGUGGUUCGACUUCAAGGAUCUGGUCACCAUUGAUAUGAUCGCCAAACUCUUUUUUCACCGCUGUCUCGCUAACAGCUGCAGCAGGCUUCCUUCUCUAUGGCGGCAGGCUCUUCCUCAUGCUGCGGCAGUUCCCCAUCGAGUCCCGGGGCCGCAGAAAGAAGCUGCACGAGGUUGGCUUUGUCACUCUCAUCUGCUUCACCUGCUUCAUUGUCCGAGCUGCUGUGAUCGCCUAUUCAGCUCUCGUGAAGUCAUCAUGGCUCGACGUGGUCGGUGACCCCUGGCUCAACGUUGCUUACUAUGCUUGUGUGGAGCUCGUCCCAGCAGCGCUGGUGCUCUACAUCCUGCGCAAGCUGCCUCCAAAGCGCAAUGCCAACACCCAAGCCCUGCGUUAAAGGCACAGAUGCAGUGCGCCUGUGCGGUGUGCUCUGCUCCUACUGUGCACUUCGUACAAUGCGCUUAAAGACUGCAACAAACAGUACCUGCAGCACAAAGAGCUGUGAGCAGUGAAGCGCGGAGGGUGAUGAGCAGCAGACGUUUGAUUUGAAUCUCUCCCAAGUAUGGUACCAGUAUGCAGUAUGAUGUAACCACGCAAAGCAGACAAGACAAGCCCCCCUCUACCCUAGCUUUUUAAUCAGUUUGGCCCUUGGCUUCUGCCACUCGCAAUGGCAGUCAAGUCUUUCUACCUAUUCAUGGACCACACUGCAGUGAUGCUUUCAGGCUUCAGUCCUGGGUGGCUGGAAUGUAUUUCUUGACAGCAGGUUGUGUGCUCUUACGAACCUGAUUUGUGUGGAUCUAUCGUAAUUGCAUGCCACGUAUCAUCGUUAUGCUUUAUAAGCUGUAGCUUUUGUUGAUAAUAUCAGCAUGC